This is a messenger RNA of Meloidogyne enterolobii, 695 nucleotides long. NCBI's taxonomy places the organism in Eukaryota, Metazoa, Nematoda, Chromadorea, Rhabditida, Meloidogynidae. The record is from the annotation of a GenBank genome assembly.
AUGAAGCCGUUUGAAAUAUGGAAGGAUGAUCAAAAACUGGACCAUACUAAGAAAUUUCUGGAUCGUCAUCCGAUUGAACAAUUGGGCGCCGCAAUGUGGAGGAAAGCGGAGAAAGAAAAAGACGACAAAAGCAAGAUGCAAUUCAUUGUAGACCAGAUUGUGCGGCUUAAGGACAAAGAGCUCUACGAUGGCGAAUACUAUCCGGAACUGACUGAAAAGGGAUAUGAAAAUGUUGGGGAGUUCGAGGAGUGGAAGAAGAAAAAGUAUAUCAAUACUUUCGCUGUGGUCGAAACUGAAAUUGAAUAUGAGAAGCCAGACAAUGUCGGGAAGGAAUUGCUUCCAGGAGCCAGCAGUGAGGAUAAGAAAAAAGCUCGACGUUAGGGAUAUCCUGUGCCCGGAAGUUCUGAGGGUGAAGCUCGAGAUAUAAAGAUGAAAUAGUCUAUAGAUUGCUCCUUUGUUCCCAUUCCCUAUACCCAUAUAUUCUUUCUAUCGUAUGUAUCUAUCGUAUGUAUCGUAUUUCUAUCGUAUGUAUUUUGUCGUUUGUAUUGUAUUUGUUUGUAAUAAAUGUUGUUUCGAAUUGUUUUCCUUUUAUAAAUUGGUUCAAAUUUACCCAUAUUUUAGUAUAAACUUCACUCGAUAUAAACUUCACUUCACCUUUUGUAAAAAAUAAACGUAGGUAGUUGUAGAUUUGUUCC